Messenger RNA from Megalobrama amblycephala (Wuchang bream), 1679 nucleotides. Its product is annotated as protein PERCC1. The record is from RefSeq and is a predicted model, not a curated record. Lineage: Eukaryota; Metazoa; Chordata; Actinopteri; Cypriniformes; Xenocyprididae. The transcript has 2 exons. The coding region runs from base 688 to 1530 and encodes 280 amino acids.
UGCCUUCUCACUGGAGAGUGUUCAUCAGAAAGAAGAAAGUCAUAUACACCUGGCUUGAGGGUGAGUAAAUCUUGGGGUAAAUUUCAUUUGAAAGUGAACUAAUCCUUUAACUUUGACAUACAGUGAUCCUUAUGACAAUAAGCCCCAUUCUUCUCUUAAUUUUAAACGUCUAGCUAACUUUUUUGUGAUUCAGUCUGUUUUCUUUCUAUGGAAUUCGCAAGAAAAAACAUUUGCCAGUAAUUAUUGCUGCAUGUUAAACUUUGAUUUUACACAUUAUUUAUAAGGUCAAACGCACUUUGCAGAUCAAAGCAGCAUAAUGCGGGUCAUUUGGCUUGCUUGUCUUUUUAAUGGAGUUUUAUAAAGGGGCUCAUUCAGAAGUCAAAACGGCGUAAGAUGCGAUUUCACGCCUUUUUAGGUUCAUCCAUAAGUGGCCACCAGCGCAAGAUAACAGCUGUGUGUCAGACGGUGUGUGCGCACGUCUGUGUGUAUGCGUUGAGGUGAACGGACACUUGAGCGUCCCCCGGCAAACGCAGCGUUAUAGCGGCCGCCGCGCGCGCCAGUUUCCGUUCGUCUCUCCGGUUGCUGGGCACUAAGACAAACUCAUGCUCUGUUUGAGCAGAACACUAUUACAGACGCGCGCGUAAAUAUUUGCUCAGAAAACAGACUCCCCAUGAGCGAUGGGUAUAAAUGAGCAAACCGCUAAUUAUCCAUAACUCGAAACGGACAGCAAGACUUCACGAGCGACAUCCGUCCAGCAUUGCACGGAUGGCAGCAAGUGUUAUCAGGACACUGAGUAAUUUGGGUUUCACAAAACCCUUCCCUCCCUCCUUCUUUCCCGCUGAGGAUGAGGAGGAGACUGAAGAGGAAUAUGAAGAGGAGCUGAGAGAGGACAGUCUGGAGGAGGAAGAGGAUGGAGUAGCCAGUGAGUCUCAAGAGGAAGAGCCGUGGAGUUUUGAUCCCUCCCCCAAUAACACUGAGAUGACCAACCAGCUCCUGCGGUUCGCUGAACUCAUCAGCAACGAUGUCCAGCGUUACUUUGGCCGAAGCCAAGACCCUGAUGCCUGUGACAUUUAUGCAGAGAGGCCGUGUCCAAAAGUCGGGGGCCGCCAGCGAUAUUAUGCUGACUUCAUCAAAGUAGCAUCAUCAGGGCAUGUGGAGGAGCCUGAGUUGCUCGGGCCCCUUGCAGAGCUCUUUCAAGAUGCUCAAAGGAAAGGCCGGGGUUUGCCCAUGAGCCAACGGCGCCUGCCAAUCAGCUUCUGGACAGAGCCUUUCGCACACCGGCUCGAUGUGUUAGGUGAUACCAGCACACAGGAGAACUCGCUCAGUAUGAUCGACACUUCAGAGAGCUCUAUCAACAUCAGCACCUCAUUGAGCAUGUUCAGUAACACGAGCGUGUGCACCGUGACCAGCUCCAGUGUCUCAGGGACUCUCAGCAGCUCAAGCACCCCAGACUUCAGUGAUUUACUUGCUCACUGGGCCAUGGACAGAGAGAAUCCCAGUGAAUUUAACUGUGACUACCAACUAUCAUAACCAGUGUUUGCUAGGCAUAUCACUGCAAAAUAUCAUUUAUAUUUUAAUGCUUAAUGCUUAAAGCUUUUCUUUCAGUUUUUAAUGUUUGCCUUGUUUUCUGGUAAAAAAAAAAGUAGACGUUUUCUUUAGAAAAUGCAUUUGGAAUAUCA